This is a messenger RNA of Triplophysa dalaica, 5117 nucleotides long. RefSeq names its product beta-1,4-N-acetyl-galactosaminyl transferase 3a (gene b4galnt3a). Gene Ontology annotation, molecular function: acetylgalactosaminyltransferase activity. The record is from RefSeq and is a predicted model, not a curated record. The coding region runs from base 2510 to 4708 and encodes 732 amino acids. NCBI's taxonomy places the organism in Eukaryota, Metazoa, Chordata, Actinopteri, Cypriniformes, Nemacheilidae. Gene Ontology annotation, cellular component: Golgi cisterna membrane. The transcript is spliced from 21 exons.
AAUAUAACAAACAUGUUUCCCUUUCAUUACACUUUUUUAAGUUAAUUUAUAAAUAAAGUGCACACAAUUGUUUGAGAAACAAAGUAAAUAACAUGUUUAAAUAAUAAAGUACUUUUAAUCUUUGGCUUUUUACCCCCAAAGGGCCACUGUCAUACAUCGAAGUUUGCAGUGUUUUUAUUCACCGAGGUGAAAAAUCUCACGAUGGUCAACUUCUUUUCGCUGGCUGCAACAGCGUCUGCGUGCUUACGAUUGGCGCUGCUGAACAAUGUGUGAAAACUAGGUGUAUGGGAAAUAAAUAGUUCUUCUUUAUUAUACAAUUGUUAGCUGCAUUAGUAAAUAAAUAAAAUCUGUAGUAAAAACACAUUAGAACCUCAGUAUCGGAAGUAUAGAUAAUUCAGGAUCAAUCCGCCAACCCCUACCUAACACUCUGCGAAUUUUCAAGACAUUUAACUUAUUUUCUUUGCCCCCUCCUCCCCCACCCACUUCAUCCUUGAUUUCUGAGGACUUCGCUAACUUUUCCACUGAAAAAACAUCAGCAAACAAUUUUCAGCACCUUGACCUCGGUACACAUUCCCCUCACUUCAAACAUUGAACUCUCCUCUUUUACCCCACUAAAUGACACUGAAGUCACCAGACUUCUCUCAAGCCACCUGUUCCCUAAACCCAAUCCCCUCCCAUCUUCUUCAGGCAAUAUCCAGCACACUCACACCAGAACUCACACACAUCAUUAACACCUCCCUGUUCAAUGGCACUUUUCCAUCCACAUUUAAACAGGCCCAGGUCACGUCCCUACUUAAGAAACCCACAAUCGGACCCCUCUACUACCGACAGUAACUCUCGGUAGUUCACUCCUCCCAUUUAUUGCGAAAACUCUUGAAAGGGCAGUUUUCAACCAGUUGUCUUCCUUCCUAUCCCACAAUAAAUUAUUUGGUUACAAGCUGUCCGGCUUCCAAACAAACCACUCCACUCAGACCGCACUGCUAUCAGUAACAGAAGCACUGCUGCUAGCCAAGGCAAAAUCUUAAUACUCUGGCCUGAUUCUUCUAGACUUAUCAGCAGCAUUCGACACUCGGGUACUGCUAGCAACCCUCUCAUCUCAAGGAUCCAUCCUUUUCUCCAGAUACACAACAUCCUUGGGAGCAAUCAUACGGACACACGGCUUCUCCUAUCAUUGUUAUGCUGACGACAACCAGAUUUACAUCUUAUUUGCACCAGACAAAAGCACUGCAGCAGGUUACACCCUACCUAGAUGACAUAUCAGCUUGGAUGAAAGAGUAUCACCUCCACCUGAACCCUGCCAGGACAGAACUACUUGAAUUUCCACCACACCCCAGGGUGCAACACGAUCUUACCAUCCAAUUUAGCAAUACUACAAUCACUCCUUCCAAAACAGCCAGGAACCCAGGAGUCAAAUUUAAUGACCUGCUGUCCGUCAAUGAUCACGAUUUGCCUUAUUAAACAUUAGAAAGGUUAGACCCUAUCUCACUGAGCAUGCGGCACAACUCCUUGUCUAGGCCAAUGUAAUCUCAAUGUUGGACAACUGCAAUGCUCUCCUUGAUGGUUUUAAUAACAUUAAAGGUUAUAUGUACACAUUGUUUAUAUUGAACACAUAUAUAAUUAACAAAGCUUAUAUUGAAAAAAAAAAAAAAGAUUUCCUGUGUUCACAGUAAACAGACUCUGUUUGAAAAUCUGUUGGUGUGUUGGCACACUUUUCUAGGAGUAAAAUGAUUAAAUCCAGAAUUUUUUCUCCUCAUGUUUGUGGUCUCUCACCAUUUAAAAUUCUUAAAAAAUCUUUUGGUGUGGCCCCAGCAUAAGGUUAAAAAAUCCCAUCAACCCCUUAAAAGAAAGUGUUACUGUGACUCUAACUAAGGAAUAGACAUAAAUCUUACACUACAACAGUUUUGCUAUGGAUGAUUUCUGCUGCACAUGGACAUGGCUAUUCUGUCACAUCUAUAGGGCCACCAUGUGGCAGCAGGAAGUAUGUCACAUAGUUUGAAACAAUGCAACAAACCCACUGUUUUUUGACUAGCUGAAUCUGUUCUAACUAUUUAGCUUGUUGUCACCAAUACAUAGGUGGGGGCCAGAGGCUGACUACAAAUAUGGAGAUUUGUGGGUGUGCCACUUGGCCACUUGAGACAGAGAAUACCCAGCAUCAAUAUAGGAUUACACUGACAUCCCAAACUCUCCAUAGUCAUCUUUUACGAUAAUAUAUUGUUUCUUACUUCUGCUUCAUGUCAUUUGAAAAUGCAUACAAGUCAUACUUAAAAAUGUGUUUUAUUUCAGCUCAUGAGAGUCUCCAUGAAUUAAGGAUGAGCUGCCCUGGCGAGAUACUGAAAACCAGUAGAGCCCAUUUCAGUUCUUUGUUGACACACCUUUAAGGUGGUACCAAGAAAUUAAAAUUCAAAAGGGGACCAACAUGGGGGCAACAUCAUACGAGUGGCAUUCUUUAUGCUUACUGUUUUGCGAGUGAGGCAACAGUGUCUGAGAAAGAAAAAACAUAAUACAGGAGAUGCAUCAUGCUCGCUUCUCAGUCUGUCGCACAAUGGUCCCGGCGAGACUUUUAAACCAACGUAAAGCAAUGAUGUAUUCAUUUUUUGUACUCAUUGUGUGCAUUGUAUUUUAUUUUGUCAUAUGUUUGGGAGCUUAUUUUGUGGACUCUGAAAAGCUGUUGCCUGGCGGGCCUGUAAAAAAAGAACUCAGGACAUUUUUAAACAAGACAGAAUCAUCCAGAGCAAAUGAACUACCCCAGAUCAUCACUAAAACAGAUAACCAACACCCAGUUAAAAAACAUCGGGGUCGUGUUAACAUGCACAUUUUCGAAGACUGUUGUGGUGGAACGCUUCACAAACUUAGGAGUAACAUGCUGUAUCCAUUAUUUCCCAAUGUACGCACAACAGUAAGUAGACUUUCUAUAUCCCCGCAAUGGAAAAAUUAUGGAUUGAGAACAUUUGGCUAUAUUCACCCUUCGGUGACAGGGGAAUAUAUUUUUGCUGUUGGCUCUGAUGAUAAUUCAGAGUUCUGGCUCAGUUUAAACGAGAGUCCCAAAAACCUUGAACGUCUCGCCUAUGUGGGUGAGGUAGGAGAUGAAUGGUCUGCUCCAGGCGAGUAUUGGAAGUUUGCAUCCCAGAUAUCCAAACCUGUCUUAUUGGUGAAAGAUAUGAAGUAUUUUUUUGAAGCCCUUUUAAAGCAGAGUGAAGGAAUGGAUCAUCUUCAAAUAGCGUGGCGUUUAAACCAGGAAAGCAGUAGUUUCGAAGUGAUAACCUCCGAGUUUUUAUCAUUGUAUCAAGAUGAAUCAUCUCUACUAAUGGGAGACAUUGAUCACAUACCUCAAACAGAAGCCAGUUACGAUCGAUUCCUUGAGUCCAUCCCCACGUCACCUAAUCCUGUAGGAGACAUGGUCAGAGAAGAUCUCCGAGAUCAUAUCUUUAAAAUUCCAUUGAUUGACAAAUCUUACUUGAAAGACUUGUUUCCUGAAUGCGAUUAUAAACCAAGUUACAUAAUUGGAACAAGGAUUGGACGAUAUCAAGGUGUAAAUUUAAUACACUUCUCUUCAGUAUAUCCAAAUGACUACACAAGGCAAACUUAUGCUCAUGAUGAACAUUUGUGCUUCUACAAACAGGAUACAUCAUUUGAGGAAAGUAAAGGGUUUGCUGGUUAUCUGAAGGAGGUUGUGGAUCCUGAUGUACAAAGAAACAACAAACAAGGUCCUAACUGGCAACGUGUUUAUGACGUGAAUCCAUUGGAUGCUGGUUCAAAGCAAAGUUCACUUGCAGUCAAUUCAUGCAAAAGAGCUGGAAACAUUGUGAUGAGCCAAAACCAAGCCAUGCCCAUUGUUAAAGCUUUUAUGACAGCACUGCAUUCAAAAGACACAACACGUGGCUACUCCUUGCUACGGGUGUUGAAUGUGGUAAGGCGGCAAGACAAUGGCAAAGGCAGCCGCUAUCUGGUGGAACUGGAACUUGUUGGCUCACAAGGUCAAAAAGUUCUUGUUUCAAGUUACGUUUAUGCAAAACAGACGGAAACGCCUCAGCAAUUACCAGUUCUCUGCAGUCCAAAACAAUUUAACUGGAACCCGUCUGCACCUGUUCAUGUCAUUGUGGCAGUGAAAAAUCAAGCAAGAUGGGUCGUUCAGUUUAUCAGGGAAAUGGAAAAAAUAUACAGAGUAACUGGGGAUAAAAACUUCAAUGUGAUCAUUAUCGACUAUAAUAGCUCUGACAUGGAUAUUGAGAAAAGAUUAAAAAAUGGCAAAUUACCAAGUUACACAUUUAAGAAGAUGGAAGGUAAUUUUCAAAGGUCUGGAGGCCUUCAAGCUGGAAUAAAUCUUGUUGAAGAUGCACACAGCAUUUUGUUCCUGACCGACCUGCACCUUUACCAUCCUUUAAAUUUAUUAAACAGUAUACGUAAGCACUGUGUCGAAGGAAAGAUGGUCUAUGCUCCUGUUGUGAUGAGGCUGGAUUGUGGUGCUUCCCCAAGUGCCCCAAGUGGAUUUUGGGAGACUGCUGGUUAUGGUCUAAUGGCAAUCUACAAAUCAGAUAUUGACCGUAUUGGUGGUAUGAACACAGCAGAAUUUAAAGACAAAUGGGGAGGUGAAGACUGGGAAUUGUUAGACAGGGUCUUGGAAAAUGGAUUAGAGGUGGAGCGACUCCACGUAAGAAAUUUUUUGCAUCAUUUCCACUCCAAACGUGGAAUGUGGGGCAACUCUGCAUAAUACACUGUUGGAUCUUCGGGGAAUCGCUGUAAAUCGCUGUCUGCCUGCUACAAAAACAAGCACAAUGUUUUAUUCUUUAUAACUUGUAUGAAUGUGCCAGUGGCCUGUGAAGGAAACUGAAUAAGUGAAGUUCUUUGUUUAAGAUGUUUUUUUAUGUUAAAAUUAAUAUCAUACAAAUUAUAUUUAUUCAGAGUGUAUUUAUUCUGUAAACUGCACGGUUGAUAAACUCCUUGUUUCCACUCAUGGUUAAAUACUUUGUAUGGGUGUGUUUGUAGGUGUACGGCAUGCGUGUUUGUAUAUCUCAGUAUUUUGUACAUGUGAAAUAUUUUUUAAUAUGUUGUUGUUACUUAUAUGAAUAUUUUCUUGAUAGUUUACCACACAGAGACAUAUAAAGCUUGUGUUUACCACA